AUGACCAAAUUGCCCAUGUUCAAAUCGAAUAUGAAUAUAGGAAAUAAAGUUUACCUAAAAAACAUUGACCAGAUAGAUGAAAAAUCACAUAUCAAGGUUCGGGUUCUUAAAAUUUGGAACUUUGUGAGAAAUAAUAAAGUUUGUUCAAUUGAAAUGAUCCUGAUGGAUGAUGAGGGUACACAAUACCAUGCUCGUGUCUUCAAUCAAAAUUUCUCCAGAUUUCGUCAUCUUUUAAAGGAAGAUGAAAGUUAUAUAGUUAUAAAACUCAAUAUGGCUGUUGUUACUAAUGGUUUUAGUUAUACAGUUCAUAAACAAACCUUAACUUUGGAUUGGAAAAGCAUCCUAAAAAAGUGUGAUGAUUUCUCGGGUCCGGUCAAUGGAUUUAUGUUUGUUGAUUUUAAUUCUAUCAUAGAACAAACAUGCCCAAGAGACACAUUCUUUGGUAUUGGUGAAGCUAAAAGUCAUUUUAAAGAAAUGAAGUUAUUAUUAGUUGCUUCCAUUGUUAAUAUAAGGCAGAAUCUAUCAUGGUAUUAUGAAGCAUGCAACAUAUGUGGAAAAAAUAUAACCCCUGUUCCCAAAGCCAAUCAUUCGUAUACCGACCCUGAAAAAAUUUCAGAAACUAUUGUUGUCGGGUGUACAAAUGCACAAUGUAAAAAAUCUGAAAUUCAGACAGUUAUAAAGUAUAUAAUUCCAAUCAACGUACAAGAUUGUACUGGAACCAUUGGAUUGACUCUUUUUGAUAGGGAAGCAAAGAGGCUGUUAAAUAUAAGUGCAUACGAGUUAAAAAAGAUACAUGAAGCGGCCGGAGACAGUGGUGGACUAUUUCCAAUGCAACUUAACGUUUUGAAAAACCGCAAGUUUGGUUUUCUUGUAGAUAUUACAGAAUACAAUGUCAACAACUAUAAUAACAUCUACACAGUUCUUAGAGUUACAGAAGAUAUGUCAAUUGUUUCUGAAUUGGAAAGUAAAAUAGAACUUAUGAGUAUUCAAUCUGUCUCCUUAAAUCAAGUUGCUUUGGAAUCAGAUGAUGUUGUACAGCCUGUUCAAAAGAAAAAUCCAGAAGUUGAUAUGAAAUUACGACUUAUCGGGAGAAGGGAGCAAGAUGGAAGAACAUAUAACCUACCGACUACUUCUGAGGUUGCUGCUUUAAUAAUUGGUGACAUUUCGGAUUCAAUCGAAAAGAGGGAUAUCAUCGUUCAAACAAAAAAUGGUUGUCUACAACGUAUCAGUGAAUUGCAUCCUUCGUACCUUCCUCUCCAAUAUCCAUUGCUAUUUCCAUAUGGGGAUGAUGGUUACAGUGUAGACAUUCUUCAUAGAGGUGUGUCAUUUACGACCGACAGCACGCGUGCGAAAUGUACAAUGAGAGAAUAUUUCGCUUAUAGGAUUCAAGACAGAGAUCAUUCGUUCUCUCUCAUACUUAAUUCAAGAAGGUUGUUUCAACAAUUUCUGGUAGAUGCCUAUACUAUGAUGGAAACGGAGAGAAUGUACUACAUACGUAGGCAACAACAUGUUCUUAGAUGUGAUUCUUAUGAAAAUUUACGUAACCAAAAAGCUCAAGAAACGAAUGAUAUCUCGAAUGUCGGCCAACGUGUCAUAUUACCUUCAUCCUUUACUGGUGGUGCACGCUAUAUGCUGCAAAACUAUUUGGAUGCCAUGUCACUAUGUAAAUUGUUUGGAUAUCCUGAUUUCUUCAUAACCUUUACGUGUAAUCCCAAAUGGCCUGAGAUUAAAAGGUUUCUUAAGGAUACUUCACUUCAACCAGAAGACAUGCCUGAUAUACUAUGUAGGUUGUUCAAGAUCAAGCUUGAUGCAUUCAUUAAAGACUUAAGGGAGAAACAAAUUUUCGGCAAAAUGUGUUAUACCAUUGAAUUUCAAAAAAGAGGUUUGCCGCAUAGUCAUAUAUGUCUAUUCAUGCAUUCUGACAACAAGCUACCAACUGUUGAACUUAUGGAUCCGAUAAUUUUAGCAGAGAUACCAGACAAAAUUGAAGAUCCUGAAUUUAAUCAUUCCUCUGUUGAUCAGAAUGGUUUUCCGUUAUAUAGGCGAAGAAACGAUGGUUAUUUUGUAGAAAAAUCAGGUGGAUCUUCUAUAAAGUAUUUGUUUAAAUACAUAAACAAGGGUCCUGAUAGAGCUACAGUUGCUGUUGUACCAACCAAUAAUGAAUGUGAAAAUAAUGUUGCGGUCGAUGAAAUAGCUGUAUAUUACGAUUGUAGAUAUUUAUCAGCAUGUGAAGCAUCAUGGCGAAUUUUUAGAUAUGAUGUUCAUUGCAGAUAUCCUUCUGUUGUCAGAAUACCUUUUCAUCUUCCUAAUCAACAACAUAUUGUAUAUGGCGAAGACGAUGAUAUUGAUGAUGUUCUUGACAAACCUUCUGUUGCGGCUUCAAAGUUCACAGCUUGGAUGGAGUGUAAUGCAAUCGACAGUGAAGCACGAAAACUCACAUAUGUUGAAUUCCCUACAAAGUUUGUUUGGAUAUUAAAUGGACCAACAUCAUUUGAUGAAAUUCGCACGGUAAAUGGUCAAACACAUUCUUCUUUUAGAGAUGCUUGUUAUGCACUCGGGAUAUUAGAUGAUGACAAGGAAUACGUUGAUGCAAUUAAAGAAGCAAGUCAUUCUGGAUCUGUUUUUUAUCUACGCUUUUUAUUUGCUACAUUGUUGAUGUGUAAUAGUAUGUCAAAACCAGAGGUCGUUUGGGAAAAUCCAUGGGAAUAUUUGGCAGAUGGAAUUCUAUAUAGCCAACGACAAAGAUUUAAGUCUGCAGAAUUGUCACUCGGGGUAGAUGAACUUAAGAACUUAACUUUGUUCGAAAUACAACAAAUUUUACUUCGAAACACCUCUACUCUCAAAAACUUCAAAAACAUGCCAUACCCAGAUGUUGAAUCCGUUUCUUCUUCAAACAAUCGACUUAUCACCGAGGAGCUAGAUUACGACAUUCCCGUGAUAAAGAAUGACUAUGAUCGUAUGUUUCUUGCAUUAACAAAUGAGCAACGUAACAUUUUCCUAAACAUCAUGAGUGUUAUUCAAGAAAAUAAAGGAGGUGUCUUCUUUGUUUACGGUUAUGGUGGAACGGGUAAAACUUUUUUAUGGAAAACAAUAUUUGCAGCAAUUAGAUCUGAAGGAAAUAUUGUAUUAAAUGUUGCUUCAAGCGGUAUUGCUUCCUUAUUAUUGCCCGGUGGUAGAACAACACACUCUCGAUUUAUAAUUCCAUUUGAGCUUACAGAGGAUUCUUUUUGUAACAUAAAUCCAAACCGUGAGUUGGCUAACUUAAUAAGAAAAACCUCUUUAAUAAUUUGGGAAGAAGCACCUAUGGUCCAUAACCAUGCAUUUGAAGCUUUAGAUCGAACUUUGAAGGAUUUAUUAAGGUGCGUAAAUUUAACCAUCUCAAAUAUUCCAUUUGGAGGGAAAGUUAUUGUCUUUGGAGGAGAUUUUAGACAAAUUCUACGUGUUGUUCCGGGUGGCAGUAAACAGAACAUUGUAAAUGCUUCUUUGAGUUCUUCAUAUUUAUGGGAAUAUUAUAUAGGAAAAAUAAGAGAUUUUGCAAAUUGGUUGUUGGAUAUAGGAGAAGGAAAACUUGGUGGUCCGAACGACGGUGAAACGAUUAUCGAUAUUCCGGAUGAUAUCCUCAUUAAUGAUUCACAUGAUCCUAUAGAUUCCUUAAUUGAGUUUGUAUAUCCUUCAAUUUUAGAGAACUAUAGCGAUAUAAGUUAUUUCCAAGAAAGAGCGAUACUUGCUCCAAAAAAUGAAGUUGUCCAGGAAAUAAACGACCGUCUGCUUAAGAAGUUUCGAGGAGAUGAAGUUGAAUAUAUAAGUUCAGACAUCAUAUGUGAAUCCGAAUUUCUACAUGAUCAAUUUGAUUCAAAUUUAUACUCUCCUGAUGUAUUAAAUGGUCUCAAAGUAUCCGGUUUACCAAAUCAUAAGUUAGUUUUAAAAAUUGGUGUUCCAGUAAUGUUACUGAGAAAUAUUGAUCAGAAAAACGGCUUAUGUAAUGGCACAAGACUACAGGUGUUAUCAUUGGGCAAACGUGUUAUUGAGGAACGUAUAAUAACUGGAACUAAUCAGACUUUUAUUCCAAGAAUGUCUUUAACUCCAUCAGAAAAAAAGAUUUUCUUCAAAUUCACAAGAAGACAGUUUCCUUUGGCCGUAUGUUUUGCAAUGACUAUUAAUAAGAGUCAAGGACAAUCGUUAUCAAAGGGUACUAAGAAACAACCAGUUUAA
This is a messenger RNA of Lactuca sativa (garden lettuce), 4212 nucleotides long. NCBI's taxonomy places the organism in Eukaryota, Viridiplantae, Streptophyta, Magnoliopsida, Asterales, Asteraceae. The record is from RefSeq and is a predicted model, not a curated record.